Choloepus didactylus (southern two-toed sloth) is the source of this 2636-nucleotide messenger RNA. RefSeq names its product secretory carrier membrane protein 2 (gene SCAMP2). Bases 103 to 1221 code for a protein of 372 amino acids. The record is from RefSeq and is a predicted model, not a curated record. Lineage: Eukaryota; Metazoa; Chordata; Mammalia; Pilosa; Megalonychidae. Gene Ontology annotation, cellular component: trans-Golgi network membrane; recycling endosome membrane. Gene Ontology annotation, biological process: protein transport. The transcript has 10 exons.
CCUCGCUCCCGGAAGUGGAGGGUCUGUGCGGAGAGCGCCGCUGGCUCUGGGUGCUGGGAGGCAGCAGCGCUCCCGGAGCUCGCCUGUCGGCCCCCGAUCGCCAUGUCGGCCUUCGACACCAACCCCUUCGCGGACCCAGUGGACAUAAACCCCUUUCAGGACCCCUCAGUGACCCAGCUGACCAAUGCCCCUCAGGGUGGCCUGGCGGAAUUCAACCCCUUCUCAGAGACAAAUGCAGCGACAACGGUUCCAGUCACACAGUUCCCUGGGCCCUCGCAGCCGGCAGUUCUCCAGCCCUCAGUAGAACCAGCCCAGCCAACCCCCCAGCUCCUGCUUAGACAGGCCAGCAAGUUCCUGCCUACCAGGUUCGUGGCAGUGAGUGAGCUCUCAGAGAGGCAGAUGCUGCUAGGAGGAGAUAGUAUUCUCAGAGAUACCUACAUGCGAAAUCUUCCGAAGGCCGUGGCCUCUGCAGCCCAGGCUGGCCUGCUUCGGCAGCAGGAAGAACUGGACAGGAAAGCUGCCGAGCUGGAACGCAAGGAGCGGGAGCUGCAGAAUACUGUGGCCAACUUACACGUGAGAGAGAACAACUGGCCGCCUCUGCCCUCAUGGUGUCCCAUCAAACCCUGCUUCUACCAGGAUUUCUCCACCGAGAUCCCUGCUGACUACCAGCGGACAUGCAAGAUGCUCUACUACCUGUGGAUGUUGCAUUCAGUGACUCUGUUUCUGAACCUGCUUGCCUGCCUGGCCUGGUUCUCAGCUGACAGCACCAAGGGAGUGGACUUUGGCCUCUCGAUCCUGUGGUUUCUGAUCUUCACCCCCUGUGCUUUCAUUUGUUGGUAUCGACCCACCUAUAAGGCCUUUAGGUCUGACAACUCUUUCAGCUUCUUCGUGUUCUUCUUUGUAUUUUUUUGUCAAAUAGGGAUCUACAUCAUCCAGUUGGUCGGCAUCCCUGGCCUGGGGGACAGUGGUUGGAUUGCAGCCCUGUCUGCACUGAAGCAAGACUCCUUGGCUGUGGCGGUCAUCAUGAUGGUGGUGGCUGGCUUCUUUACCCUCUGUGCCGUGCUCUCACUCUUCCUCCUGAAGCGGGUGCACUCCCUGUACCGCCGGACAGGGGCCAGCUUCCAGCAGGCCCAGGAAGAGUUUUCCCAGGGCAUCUUCAAUAACAGGACCUUCCGCAACACUGCCUCAUCUGCUGCCCGAGGAGCCUUCCAGGGGAAUUAGCCCUCCCGACUCUCUCUCCUCCCUCUGCCCCAGCCUUUUCUCUCACCUGCCUUCUGAACUGCACUUUCCGUGGGUGCCUUAUGAGGUGGUUGUGCCUAGCACAGACCUGAGGAGGGUCUUGCUGUGGCUCUUCCUCCUUCCUCAGCAACCAGCUUAUCUUUCCACCGAAGGGGAGGGACAGGGAUUUUUUUUUUUUUUUUUUCCCACACAAGAGAAAAGAAAAAAACUCAAAACUGUCUUUCUUUCUCUGGUGACAGUUUGGUAGGAUUCUUUUCUCUUUCUGGAAGCAAUGGGAAUGACGUUCUCCCCACUUCACUCCCAAAACACACACACUGUGGUGCAUUGACUGACUGGGCCAACCCCACCUGGAGCUUUGUUUCCAGCAGGGUCCUAGGACUCCACUCCUCCCCCAGCUGGCCUGACCUGAAUCUGACUUCCUAGACCCAGCCCAUGGCCGCCACAGUCCUGCCUUCCUGCCCAGGCUGUGGUAGCCUCCCAAGGGCUCCACAUUAGAGGAGCUGCAGGCUGGAUGGGUAGGCACCUCUGUUCCCCAGGUAGCUCUGGGCUAGUCUCUGGGCUGCCAGAGCUUCUGGCCUGGCCACCGCAGGUUCUCUGUCCCAUGUUGCUCACAAACAGUUUCAUAGCCUUUAGGCCUCCUGCAUCUGGUGUGGGCAGCACCUUGUGCCCUACAGAGCCCUAUGGGGCCUUUUCUGCAUCAGACUUAACUCAGUGUGCAGUGGGGUUGGUUGAGAUUUGGAGGGUGGGAAGAGGUGGGAUAUAGAGGACACUGACCCCAGGUUGUCCUGCCCAAGGCUUUGGCAGUUUCUAGAAGGGUGGGGUCUGAAUGUCAUGGUAUGGUUGGUUUGGCCCUGUUUGUUUUGACUUUCUCUCUUCAUGAGGAAUACCUGUCAUUUGCCUUAGCCUCAGAUUCUGCACUACCCAGCUGCCCUCCCCCCGCCAUCAGCAAUAUCCAGCCUUUCUUGGGGAGGGCAGGGGCAAGAAUUCCAGAACUACAUUCUUCAGGUUGGACUGAUGAGCCACCUUUGAACCCUGAAGCUAAUCCCCAGGGUCCCCCACCCACCCACAUAUGCCCCUGGUAGAGUCUAGGCCUCCUUGCUCUCAUCCUGGGGAUUCCCCAGGAGGUGUGCACUGUGAUGGGCACCUGGGAUUCCACAGUUAGAACUUACACCCUGCCCUCCCAGGAGUGGGUGUGUAGACUGAGAGGACUUCCCAAUACCUGGCCGGCCUCCUGCCUCGGGGACCUGGGGCCCAGCCUGCCCGGCCCCAGAGCCACUGAAUGAUAGUGGCAAUGGCCAGGGUCUUGUAAACCCUUUCUGGUAUUCCCCCCCUCCAUGUACAAAUGUAAAUGUUAUGUCUCAAUUUUUGUGCUUAAAUAAAAAUGACAUUUUGGAUGA